This is a messenger RNA of Gasterosteus aculeatus aculeatus (three-spined stickleback), 2862 nucleotides long. Lineage: Eukaryota; Metazoa; Chordata; Actinopteri; Perciformes; Gasterosteidae. The record is from RefSeq and is a predicted model, not a curated record.
AUCUCGCGAUUGUUGGACUUUUUUUUUCUUUUUUCCUGGGGGGUGGUGAGGGGAGGGGGGGCAGUUAUUUGGAAGAUGGCGCCCGUUGUUACGGGGAAGUUUGGUGAGCGACCUCAGCGUUUGACGAGGGAGGCUAUGAGGAAUUACUUGAAGGACAAAGACGACCAAACGGUGCUCAUACUGCACGCAAAAGUUGCACAGAAGUCGUACGGCAAUGAGAAGAGGUUUUUCUGCCCUCCACCCUGCGUGUACCUGAUGGGCAGCGGCUGGAAGAAGAAGCUGGAGAGCAUGGAGAAGGACGGCUGUACGGAGCAGGAGGCCCAGCCGUGUGCCUUCAUCGGGAUCGGCAACAGCGAGCAGGAGAUGCAGCAACUCCACCUGGAGGGGAAGCACUUCUGCACGGCCAAGACGCUGUACAUCAGCGACUCGGACAAGAGGAAGCACUUCAUGCUGUCGGUGAAGAUGCUGUACGGUAACAGCGCCAACAUCGGCUUCUUCCUCAGCAAGAGGAUCAAGGUCAUCUCCAAGCCCUCCAAGAAGAAGCAGUCCCUGAAGAAUGCCGACUUGUGCAUAGCGUCGGGCACUAAGGUGGCGCUGUUCAACCGCCUGCGUUCCCAGACGGUCAGCACCAGGUAUCUCCACGUGGAGGGGGGGAACUUUCUCGCCAGCUCCCAACAGUGGGGGGCUUUCUACAUUCACCUGUUGGACGACGAGGAGUCCGAAGGGGAGGAGUUCGCCGUGAGAGACGGAUACAUCCACUACGGCCAGACGGUCAAGUUGGUCUGCUCCGUCACCGGCAUGGCGCUGCCCCGGCUGGUCAUUCGCAAAGUGGACAAGCAGACGGCGUCGAUGGACGCAGAUGACCCCGUGUCCCAGCUCCACAAGUGUGCCUUCUACCUGAAAGACACAGACAGAAUGUACCUCUGUCUCUCGCAGGAGAGGAUCAUCCAGUUCCAGGCCACACAGUGCUCCAAAGAGGCUAACAAGGAGAUGGUCAACGACGGGGCGUCCUGGACCAUCAUCAGCACUGACAAGGCCGAGUACACCUUCUAUGAGGGGAUGGGCCCCGUCCCCACGCCGGUCACACCGGUCCCUGUGGUGGAAAGUCUGCAGCUAAACGGUGGAGGAGACGUGGCGAUGUUGGAGCUGACCGGGCAGAACUUCACCCCGAAGCUGAGGGUGUGGUUCGGAGACGUGGAGGCCGACACCAUGUACAGAUGCGGCGAGAGCGUCCUGUGCGUGGUGCCGGACAUCUCGGCCUUCAGGGAGGGCUGGCGCUGGGUGAGGCAGCCGGUCCAGGUCCCCGUGACGCUAGUGCGCAACGACGGAGUUAUCUACGCCACCGCCCUCACCUUCACCUACACCCCCGAGCCGGGGCCGCGGCCCCACUGCAGCGCUACGGGAGCCAUCCUGCGGACGCGCAGCGCCUCCUCGUCCUCGCCGGCGUCCUCGUCCUCCCCGUCGUCCUCGCUGGGCGGGCUCGGGGACGGCCACGGGGCGUACAGCGGCAGCGACUCGGGCGUGUCGUCGGGGGCCUCGACCAUGUCGCUGCUGUCCUAGUGACUCGAGAGCCAAAGGGGCUCGUGGACCCGAGAGGGACGGAGGCGGAGCCGGACGCUCUCCGUCGGGAUCCGGGGAGGAGAGGAAACUUGGGAGCAGCUGAAGACUCUUUGGCUCCCUCGCCUGGUUUGUUUUGGACUUGUCACCAGGGUGCACUCGGGGGACCGUGAUCGUCGAUGUUCACUAAUCUGCCGUCUAACUGAUGUGAACAAGAGGCAUCUUGUUUUUGUUUGUUAUCUGUGAGAUCAUGUUCUGUCGUGUGCAAGGGAAAUGUUAUAAGAGUAACAUAGUUUUUACGGACCAAGGAAUAUCUUUAUUUUUUAUUUUAUUCAUAUUAUAUUUUAUAAGCUUGUGCCGAGGUACAUAUUGAAUAUUUUUCCUUCUUCUUUUCGGUAUGACACUGCAUAGUGAGUUCACUUUUGUUACCAAAUAGAAUUUGUGUUAGUUUCAAUCUUCUAGGUCAGCGGGUUAAACCGAUGAAACCCACAGAAAAACGUAACGCCCACCUUUUAUAUCAAAGAUUACAUUGUGUGUGUUCUGGGAGACCAAGGCCGAUGUUUUCUAAUCACUGUGCCGUUUUUGUACCUGAGUGCUUAAACUCAAGUCUAAUCGGUGCCUCUUACCACAGCGGUGAAGCUUAGAAGAAGAAAAAACUGACAGCACUAAGUUUGUGUAAAUCGUGGGCGAGAUUUCCUUUUGUGCACAUGGCGCAGCCAUCAUGGAGGGCACUUAAAGGGACGGUUCACCCCAAAUUCAGCAGCACCUAAUGUUCAUCUUCCCUGUAGCGCUAUUAUCGAUGGAGGGACAAAUAAAUGCAUUUUAGUCAUAACUCUCAUGUCGUGAGCAGUAUUGUGAGGGAACUACGGCCCGAAGACAAGCGUCCCCACAUGAAUCUAAUGGGACGGACGAGUUCUGCUGUUUAUUGUGCCUUAUAGUCCCAUUACGAUAGAGGGGGGAAGGCUUUUCACGUCAAAUACGCACUCCGAGUGCAAUAGAACGCAUGUAAAACGGCGGUUGUGCCUUACGGGACGAGGAGGGGAUUCCGUUUGAACUCGGCGUUCCUAAAGUGGCCGGCGAUGAACUGAACGCCGACCGCCGACCUCACCGCGCCUCCUCGGACCGGCUGUUUCUUGGAGAAUUGUUGUGCGUCAUUAAUAGAUAUCCGUGUCUUCACUCUCACAUUCUUCCCCCCCAUCCCAUCCCAUGAUGAAAUCGCAUAUUUCCAUACUGCUGUAUUAAGUAUGUAUAAAGCGAUCCUACUUUGGAAUGUGUUGAAUAAAAACAAGCUGAAGCUAAACAUCA